Nicotiana tabacum (common tobacco) is the source of this 1762-nucleotide messenger RNA. Its product is annotated as glutamate decarboxylase-like. Gene Ontology annotation, cellular component: cytosol. The record is from RefSeq and is a predicted model, not a curated record. Gene Ontology annotation, molecular function: glutamate decarboxylase activity; pyridoxal phosphate binding. Lineage: Eukaryota; Viridiplantae; Streptophyta; Magnoliopsida; Solanales; Solanaceae. Gene Ontology annotation, biological process: L-glutamate catabolic process.
AUUUCAUGGUUUAUAAAUAGUGAACCAAAAGUCUACUAUACCAUUCUUCUUUAUUGAAGGAACGAAAGAAGAAAUUCCCUCUGAUCAACUUGUUCCUUCUCAAUUCCUAAAUUAAGUCUCUCUCCUCCGUCCACGACGGUGCACCACCAGUCCACCACCAUGGUUCUAUCCAAGGCCGCCUCGGAGAACGAUGUCUCCGUUCAUUCCACCUUCGCUUCUCGCUAUGUCCGAGUUUCUCUUCCACGGUUUCAGAUGCCAGAGAAUUCAAUACCAAAGGAAGCAGCAUAUCAAAUAAUAAACGAUGAGUUGAUGUUGGAUGGAAACCCAAGGCUGAAUUUGGCGUCGUUUGUGACGACGUGGAUGGAACCAGAGUGUGAUAAGCUAAUCAUGGCUGCCAUUAACAAAAACUAUGUUGACAUGGAUGAAUAUCCUGUCACCACUGAGCUUCAGAAUCGAUGUGUAAACAUGAUAGCACAUUUAUUUAAUGCACCAUUGGGAGAGGAAGAGACUGCAGUUGGAGUUGGAACAGUUGGAUCCUCAGAAGCCAUAAUGCUUGCUGGAUUAGCAUUUAAGAGAAAAUGGCAAAACAAAAUGAAAGCCCAAGGAAAACCCUAUGAUAAGCCCAAUAUUGUUACUGGGGCCAAUGUCCAGGUAUGUUGGGAGAAAUUUGCAAGGUAUUUCGAAGUAGAGCUAAAGGAAGUAAAGUUAGAGGAUGGGUACUACGUUAUGGACCCUGAGAAAGCUGUAGAAAUGGUGGAUGAGAACACUAUUUGUGUAGCUGCUAUCUUGGGUUCCACCCUUAAUGGAGAAUUUGAAGAUGUUAAACGUUUGAAUGAUCUCUUAGUCGAGAAGAACAAAGAAACUGGGUGGGACACUCCAAUUCAUGUGGAUGCAGCAAGUGGUGGAUUCAUUGCCCCAUUCCUAUAUCCAGAACUUGAAUGGGAUUUCAGAUUACCAUUAGUAAAAAGUAUUAAUGUAAGUGGUCACAAAUAUGGUCUUGUUUAUGCUGGUAUUGGUUGGGUUAUUUGGAGAAGCAAAGAAGAUUUGCCUGAAGAGCUUAUCUUCCAUAUUAAUUAUCUUGGUGCUGAUCAACCAACCUUCACCCUUAACUUUUCUAAAGGUUCUAGUCAAGUAAUUGCUCAAUAUUAUCAACUUAUUCGCUUAGGCUAUGAGGGAUAUAGGAAUAUUAUGGAGAAUUGUCAAGAAAAUGCUAGGGUACUCAAAGAAGGACUUGAAAAGACAGGAAAAUUCAACAUAGUUUCCAAAGAAAUUGGAGUUCCAUUAGUUGCAUUCUCUCUCAAAGACAACAGUAGACACAACGAAUUCGAGGUUUCGGACCAUCUUAGGAGGUUCGGGUGGAUUGUGCCAGCAUACACAAUGCCACCAAAUGCUGAGCACGUGACCGUGCUCAGGGUUGUGAUCCGAGAAGAUUUCUCCCGGACACUAGCUGAGAGGCUCGUGGCGGACAUUGAAAAAGUCCUCCAUGAGCUCGACUCGCUCCCGGCCAGAGUCUCAGCUAAGUUGGCUGCGGCCGAGGAGAGUAGCAGUGGAGUGCAUAAGAAAUCGGCAAUGGAAGUGCAAUUGGAGAUCACUAAUGUAUGGAAGAAGUUUGUUGCCGAAAAAAAGAAGACAAAAAAUGUAAUAUGUUAAAAGAGUUUAAGAAGAACAAAGGGGACUUUGAUUUUUCAUUUGAUUUCUUGGGCUUUUUGAGAGUUUUAGUACAAAUGUAAUUUUGAAGGAAGAUGGAGUUUGAUCUUCUUUU